AUGGCGUCGCGACAAGUAACUUUAAAUAUUCUUGAUCCUCGAACAAUAAGUGAUUUUUUAUCGAAGAGAUUGAAAAUUUCGUUGACAGCUGAAUGCAUUUUACAACCAACAGUAAGAAAACAAAUUGUUUCAAUGAAAGCAUUUCAUAAUUUCAGGCAGCUGUUGUUCAAGAAGUUUGCACUGGAUUUCUUCGUGUUGCAUUAGAUGUUGAAGACCAACAACUGUCGGUUCUACCUUUAUCCGUUAAUCUGGAUUUGGAUAUCGAUGCACAUCGACAAAGUAUUCCUGUAACAAUUGUUUUUCAGGCUUUGUUAGUAAUUUAUCUCGUACAUGUUUUUCAAAUUCAAUUUCUUCUGAUUCAGGAAAGGAGCAUUGACUGAUAUAACUGGAGAUCAUUUGGACUUGACAAUGUGUGAUUUGGUUCGCCCAUGGAAAGCACCAGCAAGAAUUAAGAAACUAUUCUCAUUUUUUGUCGAUUUUCUGAAAUUAUUGGAAGUAAUGCGACCACAAUUUGAUACUGUUCUUGAGGAAUUCACUCAAAAACGAGUAGAAUUGGAAGAAUAUCAAGAACUCAUGGUAGUAGCUGAAGGAAAGAAAAAGGCGUUGAUUGAUCAAGAAAGUACAAGGAAAAGGCGCGAGCUUGAUGUAUGUUUUUAAUGAAUUGCACAAGUAAAUACUAGCUUUUGCAGCUUUUCAAUACGUUAAAAACGGUGCAAAGCGAAUUCAAUCAAGUUGUGGACAACUACAAAAAGUUGAAUCGUUUGAUUGCCGAACUGGAUAAAAAGACAAACGACAACCUUGAGGAAAUGGUAAGAUUUUUGAAGUUAAAUUGCCAAAAAAUAUGAUUUAUUUCUAGAAAAGACUCGAUUUGGAUAGUGAAAAUGCUCGGAAAACAAUCGAUCACUUGUCUGUUGUAAGUUGUCAUUCCUGAUAAAUUUUUGAGUCGAUCCACAAUUUUAUAGGAGUUAUUGAGUUCUCCAAAUCGAGUACGCAAUGAGACUGAAAAACAACGACAAGAAUUGAAAGAAAUUGAAGAAUUCUCGACUGAAACAAAGAAAAAUUUACAAGAAAGAGAGAAGGCUUUAGAGAUUUGUGCAAGAGCUGAAAAACAAAUUGGAUGGAUCAUGGAACGAGCAAAAGUUUUGAAAACCGAUAAAUUACGAGUUCAAGAAUAUUCGGAUCGUGUUUCCGAGAAGAAAACGAAUUUGGCUGAAUUGGAUCAGCAAUUUGGUUUCAUUGUGAAUAAAUUGAACAUGGAAACCGGUCUUGUUGCAACUUCAUUGGAAAACCAUAAUCAAAUGAAAUCCAGAAAUGAAAAAAGACUCGAAGAACUUCAACAACGAUUGAACACAGGAAUAAUGUAAUAUUUUGUCUGAAAAUUAUAAAUUAAAAUUAAAAUACGGGAAAACAUCUUCAGGCAAAUCGAAAACUUGAAGAAAGAUUGUGCGCCUUCAACGAAUGAAGCAAAAUCAAAAAUGGCAACAAUUUUGUCGAUCAAAAAUUCAAUCAGUGAAUAUAACCGAAAAACUGAUGAAUACAUCAAGGAAAUGGUCGAAGAAUUGAAGAAAAUGAAGAGCACCGUGAGUUUUUUUCAGAUGUGGAUUUUGAUAUUAAAAAAACGCCAAGAAGAUUUAUGUUUUAAUUCAAAGAUCUCGAAAUUUGGUCCGUCCACAUUUCCAAGAAAUUGAAUUUUUCAGUUCGAUGCAAAUCAAAUGGCUGCAUUGGAAAAUAGCAGAUUUGUUGAAAGAGCAAGUGAUCGAUUAAAAACUUGCCUCGAUUUUUAA
Caenorhabditis angaria is the source of this 1784-nucleotide messenger RNA. The record is from the annotation of a GenBank genome assembly. Lineage: Eukaryota; Metazoa; Nematoda; Chromadorea; Rhabditida; Rhabditidae.